AUGGUUGAAAGGUGUGAGCAAGCAGUGACAGAACGGACCCAGCAACUCUCCAUUGCGAAAACGAAAUGGUACCGCUGCCACCUUGCGCCAUUGCAUGAGAGACACUCACACUCAACUCAACUCACCGGGAAACCCACCGGAGUCCAUCAUCGUUCGCCAUCAACACUCCUGUACUCCGUACAUGUUUUGUAUUUGCGAACUGGAAGUUUGGAAGCGCCUUUGUUAAAAAUGUCUGACCUUCCAUUUCAAGUCGGGGAAUUGAUCGAGUCACAAUCCUUUCUAAAUGGUUUUCGCGGUGCAUGGUUCAGGUGCAAGAUCUUAAAGAUUGUGGAGAAAUAUGGUGGGAUGAGCUAUCUAUUGGAGUAUCCUGACUACCCUGAUGAAAAGAGUAUUCAAAUCAAGGUGUAUGAGAAAGCCCCUCAUGUUAACAAGUCAAAGGGACUCAACAAGGUAUUAAUGGUGCGACCUCGCUUUCCUACCAUUUAUCGUGAAAGUGAAAAGCUUGAUGUAAAUGCCAUCUCAGAAGUGGUCGUUAUUGUUGAUGGCGCAUGGAAGAUUGGGGAUUUGGUAGAUUGGUUUUCGGAUGGUUGCUAUUGGUCUGGAAAAGUGACUGAACUAUUUGGAAAUGACAAAGUUCAGAUUGAUUUGCUACCUCCUCCGCAUGGUGAAGGAUGUUCAUAUGAAGCUUUUAGUAAGGACCUGCGCCCUUCCUUGGACUGGUGCCAGCAGAAUGGCUGGACUGUGCCUAUGCCUACGCAGGAGGAUGGAAGUAGGUGCCCUGCUCGGAUAACGAAUCCAGCAAAUUCAGGGAAUAUUGUGAACAUAACUACUGCUACAGAUGGGGCCGAGAACGUUGGUCAGCCUUCAUCUAGAUCCAUGGAGACUAGAGAGAAUAUGGAUAUUGAAAUAGCUGAUAACAAAAGUGGAAGAACUUCCUUUUCAGAUAUUAUUUCAAGCUCACAUAAUUCUGAUGCAUCGAUUGAGAUUCUGGAAAGGACUCCUAUAAAUAGACAUGAUGGUGAGUAUCCUGCUAAGAAGAUGAGAACCAACAGCAACCUUUGUCUGAAUUCCACAUCUUCAAAUACAACAGACUCAGCAAUUCUGGACUUGGAGGAACUUCUAAACAGAGUUAAAUGGUUAAGGUGUGUGUUGAAAUGUGAGGUGCCUUUAUCCGGUGCUAAACGCCCAUCUUGGCAAUUUUCGCAACAUCAUGCGUCAUGCAAAUAG
Molecule: messenger RNA, 1227 nt
Organism: Vicia faba (fava bean)
Lineage: Eukaryota; Viridiplantae; Streptophyta; Magnoliopsida; Fabales; Fabaceae
Source: the annotation of a GenBank genome assembly